AUGCAUUGGGCUGCCGUCAUUGUGCUGUCUGAAGCUAAUCUUGGUGCUUCUUCAUGGCUGGUGAUGUACGUUGAAGUCACCUGUGAAGACCAAGGAGCAGGUGGUCGUCAGCAGUACGUUGCAGUAUUCCAACUGGGAGUCAGGUUGUGGCUAUUCAGAACGAACUACCAAUACCAUGCUGAAGGAGGAGCUAAUUGUAUCUUCUUUAAUGCAACCAGCUUUCACGAGGGUGGACUAAACUUCACCUAUAACAAGCGCGUGAACGGAACGUGGAAACAUGUGCCACACGUUGCAACUUACAUCACAGAAAAAGAUCCUUACUACGAACCCCACGAGAAUCGGACAAGUCCCAACAGCAUCUGGGUGCUGAAGUCACCAGGCAAUCCAGAUAAUAGAACCUACAGGUUGAUCUAUAGCGGAAGCAACGGCUGCUCGGUCUUCCGGGUGCCAGGACAACAUAACGGGAUGGGCUGUAUGGUUGUUAUCACUGAUGAUAAUGUAAGCGACGGUAUGGAUCAAAAUUGCACAAGCUUGUAUGACAAUGCUUGUGGAAAGUAUUACACAAAUAUUCAAGUGUUUAAUAAUUCUUGCAAGAUUGAAGCUCCCGAAUAAAGCCUUCAACAACAUGUG
This is a messenger RNA of Dermacentor andersoni, 630 nucleotides long. The record is from RefSeq and is a predicted model, not a curated record. Lineage: Eukaryota; Metazoa; Arthropoda; Arachnida; Ixodida; Ixodidae.